AAUCAGAAAUGUAAACACAAGGAUGACACUUGAUGAUCAAUCUUUCUUUAGCAAGUGUGUUUUACGACUUGCAAGGACCCUUGCUAAGAUCAAUCCAACGCCAUAUGAUAAGGUAGAAAAAUUACUGGCAUUAUGCCCUGGAGAGAGUCAUGGUGGGGUGUAUCGAGUAGAUCAGAGGGGGCAAGAUGCAGUGGUUGCCCUGGGUGUCUACUUUCUGGAGUCUGGUUUACAACACCAGUCAUCCAUACUCCAGUAUUUCCUCCGUCUUCUCCGUGCACUUCCCAAGGCAGUUUGGCUGGAUGAGAAGAAGUUAAAUCCAAGUGACCGUAUCCCCGUUGCUGAACGUUUCAGCUUCUUGCUGACAACACUGUUAAGUGAUGUUGCCACUCAGAGUGAAGAAGCCCGGGAAGAAAUUAUCAAUACCCAAGUUGAAGUUUUAUCCACAUUAACAAAUGCAAUCACACGAGCAGUGCGAGAUGAACAGCUGCGUUCAAUUAACGGCAAAAGGUCAUCAAUUCACUUUAUCCCACCUGAGCUGGCUGUUGCCAUAUGCCGUGGAACAGUACCGGUCUUGCUGGGUCUUGCAAGAGCGCUUGGACGUUCUACCUCUGGGGAUCCCCUUUUCUUGCGCAUUUUUCCCCCAGCCAUCAUUCCUGCACCAGUGAUUUCAGAAGCUCCCCAAAUGUCAAAGAAGAAGAGCUUCAGCACCUUCAGACCAAUAAUACCCAGGUCUCUAUCUGCUACUCUGCCUUCCAACUUAGAUGUCGUUUCUCUUGUAAGUGUGGACAGUGACAGGGACAUUGGGUUAAGAAUACCCACUGGAGGCCCAAACAAACGGCCAUCUCUACAGUCUCAACAGUCAGUGCCAUACGAUCCAAAAGUUUACUUUUUCCAGAAGUACGGAUCAAGUUUUGGAGCAAAUUUACCACAGGUUGCAGAAUAUGAUCAUACUUUGGUGUUUCCAGUGCAACAUUUACAGACUGUACUCUCCAAUGCCAAGAAAUUGUUGGCAAAAGAAGUGUUGUCAUCAUUAGAUGAAGUGUCUAGGGAAGUCUUUGCAUCAGGUCAGAUGAAGCUAUUUCCCUACCGCACUUUCAGGGAGACCUUGAACCUUGUGAUGGUUACACUUCUUCGGGAAUUAUUAGCCUACCAGAAAGAUCUUCCUGUACCCUUUACAAGAGAUGUACAAGAUUUUGUGAAAAGUUUAUAUCUAUCUGGCCAGACAGAGUUGAUGACUCAGCAACAUGAAGCUGGGGAGAAGGAUGAUCCAAACAAUAAGAUUCAGGCUGUAAAUACAUUUAGGGUGAAUGUUCAAGCUAAUGCAGCUUGUGUUGACCUCCUUGUAUGGGCUAUUGCAGAUGAGUCAGAAUCAGAACAGUCUUCGGGGCUUUCAUUUCUUCUGUCCAUUUUCACUGACCAUCUGCUUACAGAAGAUGUUGAUGAUGCUGAGAGUUUAUGUAACCGCUUGACUGAAAAACUGAAUUUACCCCAUGGACAUCGUUUAGUCUUAGCCCAUAUGCCACUUCUCCUUGUGUGUUUGGAGGGUUUGGGGAAACUUGCUAAGAAGUUUCCUAACAUUGCUGGGACAAGCAUCACCUAUCUGCAAGAUUUUCUUGUCAGUCCAUCUCCUAUACUUUUAAAACUCCAUCGCCAACAGUCUGAUUUCCUUACUCCUCAUCAAGGCAAUUUAACUGUGAAAGUUACCGGAGAAGGUGGAAGUCGACCACCAUCCUCAACAGCAUCAGCAUUUGAGCGACUGAGGGAUGCUGCCAUAGAGAACUUAUGUGUAGCGUUGAAAGCUGGAUUAACAGUAGAACCAAACACUGUUAUGGCAUUCAUUUCUUCCAUAUCAGGGCGAGAGAAGGCUGGACAUGAUCGACUUCCCGAAAGUGACAAUGUGGUGAUCUCGCACACUGUUGUUGUUGCUUUGGGUCAUGUGGCUGUUGCCUUGAAAGACUCACCCAAGACUACCGAGACGAUCCUCCAUCAGUGUCUCUUGCAGCGUUUUUGUCGGCCGCCGUCUAACCUUGAUACACUUAUUGUUGAUCAGCUUGGUUGCAUGCUCCUAGCAAAGAAUGAUGCUAAAGUUUAUGAUGAAAUCAUGGAACAGUUCAGUAAGAUCAUCAUUGAGGCAAGCAGUGGAACAUAUGGCAUUGGUGUUGCACAAGAUCACCGAAUGAAGCAGUACAGGCAUGUAGCAACAGCUGUUCACAAUGCAUUAGCAAACAUUGCAGCCAAUAUUCAGGGAGAAGCAGAAAUGGACAAGCUACUUAUGAGAUUACUGGAGCUGUUCGUGAAACUUGGACUAGCUGCUAAAGAAAACUCUGAAAAAAAUCCUGCAGUUUUGAAGGCAUCAAGCAGUGCAGGCAACCUUGGUGUCCUCAUCCCAGUGAUUGCUGUGCUCGUUCGACGUCUGCCUCCUAUCAAGGAUCCCAAGCCACGGCUUUUGAAGCUGUUCCGUGACUUUUGGCUCUUCUGCAUAGUAAUGGGUUUCACUCAACAAGAAUCAGGUUUGUGGCCACCAGAGUGGUAUGCAGCUGUUUGUGACAUAGCAGUUGCAUCUCCACUGUUGCUUUCACGUACUCAAAACCGCUCAGAAAUGAAAGAACUCCGGUACACCUAUGCAGUGCGAGAUGAUUCAGUGUCUGUUGGAGAACUUUCAGAAUUGAGGCAGCAAAUUCUUAGCCUACUAGAACACCCAGCAGAUGUAACCCCAAUUGUAAAUAAGCUAUCUUUUGCUCAGUGCAUCUAUGUUCUGUCAGUGUACCGUGCAGAAGCCCUGAGGGUGAAAAGUUCUCCAGAAGCAUAUUUCAACCCUAUGUUUGAAUAUCUCUUAGACCCUGCCAUUCAGAAUGAUAAAUAUGAAAUGUGGACUUGUAUAAAUAGAGUUAGUGAGAAGGUGUUCAGCAUAUUCUUGGAGCGAGUAAGCCACCAGCCACGUGAUGAACGGCUUGUAAAACUACUUGUUCUUCAUGCUCAGUUCCUGUUAACUCAUUUCAACCAUACUCAGGUCAAGAUCAGACGAGUAGCAGAUAAGUUGCUCUCCAAACUUGUCGACAGGUUCCCAUUACUACUAUGGAAUGGAAAUGUGUUAAGGACAAUUUUGGACAUUCUUCAAGUUCUUGGUUACUCACUCCAGUUAGAUCCAAAUGAUGCUAAUCCAACAAUUCCUAUUCCAAAUACUCCAUUCUCCAUUACACUUAUGGAUACUCUUGAUGCCAGAGAGCAUACUGUCAGUGAUUUUGCUGCACGUUGCCAAGGAAUUCUUCAGGAAGCUAUGAAAUGGGCACCUGAAGCAACGCGGUCUCAUCUCCAGAACUAUCAGACCCAUCUUGAUCAAACUAACCUCUCAUCCCAUUCAGGUCUUGCCCUUGCAACAGAAUCUGUCAUGCAGUACGCUGGCCUUAGCACCUCUCACGGGUCAUUGAACUCCUCCAUGGACAAGCGUCACAAAGCCGUGAGUGACCGAACGUCAUCUUUUAUGAAAUCUUUAAGUUUACGAACUCAUUACCAAGGCGAAAUUACUGGUCUUUUACUUAUGGUUACGGACGAAUCUCAGCGUGAUAGAUUAGUGCAAAAACUCAUGGCUGACAUUAAGAAAGCUUGUGAGAAAAGCAGAGAAGUUGACUUCCGUCAAGGGCUGUGGAGAGCCACUGGGCUUUUGAUUGCCACUGAAGGUAUUCACCGAGGAUUGCUUAGAUGUGUUUGUGCGUCUUGCCUGGAUUUGUUUACUGAAGAUUCUGUGGAGAAUAGCGUGGCCUGCUGGCAGUGGAUUCUGUCGGCCCGUCAUGACCUAACAUUGCCCUUUAUGCAGGAGAUGAUAACAUCAUGGCAGGAAAGUGUUGAUCGAAGACUUGGGCUUUUCUCAAGACAAAAGGAGGAGGUGAAUCCUUUGGCAGCAUAUGAAGGGUGUAAUUUAGAGCCUCAAGUUCCUCAAGUUGGGCCCCAUGAUAUAUGGAUAAAGUUCAUAAGUGAACGCAUAGAGAUAGCCAAAUACGACAGUGAUGCUCAGGUUGCCAUGUUUGCCUGCAUGUUCCACCGCACUCUCCACAUGACCGUUGGUAACGCCGACUCCAAAAUAAAUCGACAUGUAGGAGCCAUUGGUACUCGUUUCCGUCUGCUUUCGUGUGCCCUUACGCUUAUUCAGGGUGAUGCUAUUCCCAAGUCUUUAAGUAAAAAUGUGCUUCGAGAAAGAAUCUACUGUGCGUGCCUUGAUUAUUUUUGUGCUCCCAAGGGCUGUCCAACACAGAGGCCAGCACACUUGCAGGAGGAUAUCAAUGCUCUGUUGCAUUUUUGGAAUGCAUUACAUGCUGAUAAGAAAUACCUCAAAACAAGUGUAAUUGGAGAUUUCACUUCUUACCAGUACAGUGGAGGAACAUCUCUCUCCCCAUCAAUGGCAUCUGAUUUGCGUUCCACUUCAGGUGAAUUUGUGAUGAACAAUACAGGUUGGAUUAACACAGUGCCACUUUCAUCCAACACUUCUACACUUUCCAAAAGGUCUACAAGGAGCAAGAGAAUGAUUAAUCCUGACAUUUAUGUCAAAGAUUAUUUGAAGAAAAGAGCAUUGAUAUUGUCUCUCUUGGCUGUUGAAAUUCAGACAUUAAAGGUAUGGCUGCAACCUCCAAGACCAACAGGCCAAGGAGGUGAAGUAACCACACCUCAAGAGGAAGCUCUUGUUAAGUGGUUGUCUGGUGUCUCAAGUAGUCCAAAAUCUUGGAGUGGCAAUACAAGUUUAGCCUGGAGUAUCUCACCAGCACUAGCAGUGUAUCUUCCGACAAGAAUUCACAAUGUUUCUGGACUAACAAACGAAAUCAGUCAAUUGGUGAAGGACAACCCUCUCACUGUCACUCACUUACCAGAGGCAUUACAGUACCUUGCAACUUCAGAAAACAUUCUGGCUGACAUACCAGAGUUGAGCUAUAUGUUAACCUGGGCUCCAGUACCACCAGUCAAAGCAUUGGCUUAUUUCUCAAGACAGUUCCCACCCCAUCCACUGACUGCCCAAUAUGCAGUGAGAGUCCUCUCAAGUUAUCCUCCGGAUACAUUAUUGUUUUACAUUCCACAGAUAACUCAGGCUCUCAGAUAUGACACAAUGGGAUAUGUUAAUGAAGUGAUCAAAGUAGCAGGCAAGAAAUCUCAACUGCUCUGUCAUCAGUUGAUUUGGAAUAUGCAAACCAACAAGUUCAGAGAUGAAGAAGGGCAUGAGAAGGAUGCUGAUUUGUAUGAAGUUUUUGAAAAUCUGGAGAAGUCCCUUCUGUCAUCUUUAUCUGGGCAUGCCAAACAAUUUUAUGAGAGGGAGUUUGACUUCUUUGGCAAAGUCACUAAUAUAUCAGCCAUCAUCAAGCCAUAUCCAAAAGGUCCAGAGAGGAAGAAAGCUUGCCUUGAUGCCCUAAGAGAUAUAGAAGUGCAACCUGGUUGUUAUUUACCUUCAAACCCAGAGGCUGUCAUCGUUGAUAUUGAUCGUAAGAGUGGCACACCUAUGCAAAGCGCUGCCAAAGCCCCAUAUCUAGCAAGAUUCCAGGUCCGUCGCUGUGGAAUUAAAGAGUUAGAGAAGCAAGGAAUGGUUGUAAGUUUAGGUCAAGAAAUUAGUGCAAGCAUUGGUCCUCUAGUUUGGCAAGCGGCUAUUUUCAAGGUGGGCGAUGAUGUGCGACAGGAUAUGUUAGCUCUACAGGUGAUCACAAUCUUCAAGAACAUUUUCCAAACUGUUGGACUAGACCUGUUCCUCUUCCCCUACCGUGUUGUUGCUACAUCACCAGGGUGUGGUGUGAUCGAAUGUGUUCCAAAUGCCAAGUCACGUGAUCAGCUUGGAAGAAGCACAGAUACUGGAAUGUACGAAUACUUUCUCAGUCUUUAUGGGGAUGAAAAUUCUCAUAAGUUCCAGCAAGCCAGAACAAAUUUUGUGAAGUCAAUGGCUGCAUACUCAUUAGUUGGGUUCUUACUUCAGAUUAAGGAUCGACACAAUGGCAACAUUAUGUUGGACACGGAUGGGCACAUUAUCCACAUAGACUUUGGAUUCAUGUUUGAGAGUUCACCUGGUGGGAAUCUUGGCUUUGAACCUGAUAUCAAGCUGACUCAGGAGAUGGUCAUGAUUAUGGGCGGAAAGGUUGAAGCAGCCCCAUUCAGGUGGUUUGUUGAACUCUGCAUCAAGGGAUAUUUGGCUGUAAGACCUUAUCAAGAGGCAAUUAUAUCUCUAGUGUCACUGAUGCUGGACACUGGGCUGCCCUGCUUCCGAGGUCAGACUAUCCGCCAGCUGCGGUCUCGUUUUCAGGCAGAUUCUACAGAGAAGGAGGCAGCUGAUUACAUGUUUAAUGUUAUCCAGCAUUCUUGCUUUAACUGGAGAACCAAAUUUUAUGAUGUCUUGCAGAACAAACAAAACCAAAUUAUGUACUAAAUUGAAUAGGUCUCCAGGCUUCAAUAUCUUAGCAUUUCAUAAGUACCUUCACUUCUGCUCUGCUUUUUAAAUGGGGCGAAGUUUAUCUGUAGUGAUUGUAAAAUUUAUGUAACAUAAAUAUUAUACACCUAUAUUCAACUGUGCUGUAUCUUCCAUCUUACGAAGGCUGUUAGAAAUGAGUGAUUUAUGAUGUGAUCAUGUAUGACAUUGGAUUACCAUAUGUCAUGUUGCUUUAAUUUAAUAUUAGGGAUGUUACUGAAUUACAAGAGGUAAUCACAAGUGUGCUAUUGAAUGCUGGAAAGUGUGAUGUAAGUACUCUUAAUCUUUUUGUUUGUAUUUUGUAUCAGUCCUGACUACAGUCAUUUUAAUUGCAGCUUGUAGACCUCACCUCAGGUUAGUUCUAUAAUACUGUAUAGUAUCAUGCUGAAAGGGAGAUGCUGUAUGUACAUUUUGACUGCAACCCAAUUAUCUGUAAAUACGAUUAUGAUUCAGAUGUAUUUAGUUAUUAGAUCCGUAUUUGUAGCUAAUAACAGGGGUAUUAUGGGAAACUUGUGGCCUCUGCAGGUAGAUACCAGUCGCAUGUUUAUAUCUUAUGUUACUGUGAGAUGACAUUAAAACAGUCUUAUCUCAUUUCUUCCAGAUUUUUUUUCUAUUUAGGUAAGUACCCUUCUUUACUUCUUUUGGAAACUUUUGUCACUUGGAUGCCAACUAUAUUGUUUUCUGCCAUCUAUAUUUCAUGCAUUUCCAUGGGCCUUUUCCCACUUAGCUGUCCAACUUCUUUAAGUCGUGUAAGUUAGACCAGUUUUCACCUUUCUUUAACCCUUAAUGGAUGGAUAGCUUCUCAGGAGUAGUAAAAACAGGUUUGGGGUGGUGAACAGAUUGAUCCUGUAGAGAAGCAAUAUUGAACACCAUUGAUUUGGAAAGAAUUGGCCAUGAAAGAGGUGCCAAUAUAGCCCAUAAAUUCACUAAUGACAACUUUUGCACUGGCUAAAAUCACGAAUCUGGCAUCCCAGGACUUCAGUUCUGCUUCUGGUUUCAAAGGAGAAUGUACUGUGUGUCUGUCUCACAUGAUGUUUUUUGGGAAAUUUGUUCAUAAAUAUACCUAGGGGUUGCUUUUGGUUUUUGUUCUUGUCUUUUACGAUAAUAUGUCGGUUGUAAAUGUAAUUUUGCAAAGAAAAGUGCAAAGAAAUAUUACAAAAAACAUGUACAAAUAAAAAAGAAGUUACUGAAUAUUUGUUCUCUGGAAAUUAACAUAAAUAUUUUUCAACAAAUAUGCUAAGAAUUUGUUAUUGAUUAUAUUUCUUAUCUGUUUUGAUAUUGUUUGAGCUGUAAUUAUGAUUUUACAAAAUAUGAUAAAAUUAUUUAUUAGAAAAAACAUAUAUAAGUUGGUAAAAUUUAUGAUUGUCUUGUAAAAGAGGCCCCACAAGGGGAUGUAAAUAGUCAUUUUCAGCUUCUCGUGGAAGAUAGGGAAAAUUUUUUAGAAGUUUUUUCUUUCACCAUGUGCAUUUGCAUAUCUUCCUCUUUCCAUUGAUGUGUUUUUUUCAUAAAUUGGCCGAACUCAAAGUUUACCCUGGCCUGAGGAGCUGCAUAUUGAUUUUUUCCCGUCCACUAAGGGUUAAAAAAAAUUUUCAGGUACGCCUAUGAUAGUCUAGAGGCGUACUUGAUGAUAUUGUUGAAAUAACAUAUAAUACAAUUGCAUAAAUAAAAGGAAGGAAUACUUUUCACUGAGCAUAGUUUAGUACUUGAUGUCUGUGUUGGUAGUAAAUUUUUUAUUUAUUCUAAUUUGUUUUGAACUCCUAGUUGGAUAUUUCAGUCACUAUGCAAAUUUUUAUGUAUAAUAAAAUAAAAAGUCAGAUGUAAAAAAAAAAUUAUUCAACACUUGUUUCAAGUGCAUAUGUUAUCAUAUUCAUUGUACAUUAGUAGCAUAAUCUGUGAAGCAUUAUAAGCUGGCACAGAUACUUCAAAAAGUUGGUAUACAUAUCAUUGUUGGUUGCUUUUUUCAUCGGUAGUAAACUGAAUACAAAUAUAUUAAGCUGAAAUGUGAAGAAAAAGGCAUCAUUUUAACAGUUCAAAGUAAAAAUAUAGUAGAAUGAAUUAAUCAGAGGUAGGUGAACAUUCUCAAGGACAUGAAGUGUUUGUAUUAUUAUUUUUAUUCUUUGUUGUGCCAAUGUUUUACAUAUUAAAAAUUUAUCCUUUGAUUAAUUCUUCAAUAGAUGUAUGAUUUCUAUAAAGCUCCUAUAUAAGUCAGGCCUACUAUGUGCUUAUAUGUUUAACACACCAGAAUAUUAUGUACAUAAUGUCAGAAAUGCAGGUGAUUUAUGUAAUAUUGAUUAAAUAUUUAUUUGUAAAGUAUAGUUAUUAUAUAGUAGUUACAGUAUUAAUGAAAAACAAAAAUUGCACUCAUGAUUUUUUCCAUUGUAGUUAAAAAGCCUCACUGGGCCACAAAGUUCUACAUUCAGUCAGUACAAGAGGCCAGUAUUCUUCUCAGUUAAGAAGAAAGUCACACUAAUCUAGAAAUAACUGAUUUCAUUCCACACCAGAAGUACAUUUAUGUUUAUACCAUAAAAUUCACGCUAAUGUGUUUUGCAACACUCCUUCAGUCACACUUGUAAAGCUCUUUGCCCAGUCUAUUUUUUAACAUCUUUACAUACGCUUAUUUGAACCAUUUUCAAUUCUUGUUCAAGGAAAAAUCUUUCUUGUAAACCCUACAAACAUCUACCUAUGCAAAUUUGUAGAUUUCUUUAUGUUAAUGUUAAUUGAUUUGGAAAAUAGGUAGAGUAAAAGCAUAUAUUUUCAUUGUUUAUAGGUUUUCUAUGAAAGUGCUUAUGGUUUUGUAAAAAGAAAAGAUUUGUUUACAAUAAAUGAACUGAAUUGUAUCGUAUGUACAUAAUGCAUUUACUUAAAUAUUUUGAGUAAUAAGACUUUGGUAUGUAGGGUGUCCUUUAAUCAGUCACUGGAUGAUGAAUGCAGAUAAAAAGUAUGCUUGCAUUUUGGAGUAGUUUCAUAUUUCAGUGGGUGUCAUGUUUAGGUUUUUGUAAGUACUUGCCCUUGUUUAGUGUCUUCUCAUUGUGUAAGUGCCAAGCAAAUUUUACUUGAUUUUUCUGUUUGUUUAGAAUUACGUGUUAUUUUAUUUCUGUACCCAGUUUAAGGUCGUCAAGUUUUCAUAAAUUCUUGAUAUUGAAGGUUUUUAUUUAGUCAUAUUUGCAUUACUUUUUAAUUUAGCUUUCUGCUUUUCAAAGAUAUAAUGAAAAGUCUCUCACCAAGAACAGAAAUGUGAGGCUCCUUUUCUUGAGGUUAAUACUGUGACUCAUUUUGAAGCAUAGAUUUUAAUGUAUUGUAGUAAGAAAUAUGUCUAAGUACAGUAUCUUUGCAUUUUCAUGAAAUGUGUGCUAGAAACGUAAUGAAGAAUUAAAGAGAAUUUAAUUUUUCUUCAAGUUCUGAAGAGACAAAAACCUGCAAAUAUAAUUUUUUAAGAGGAUAUGUUUUGGUUUUUUAAGAGUGGUCAGUAUUAUUGGUUGCAGUGGGUGUACGUAAUGUCUUUGUCAUGAAGUGCAUAAUUAACAACAAAUAACGAUGUAGACAAAAUGUUGCAGGCCAGAAAAAGAAAUUAUAAAGAAAAUGAGAUAAUGUACUCAAGUUUUACAUUUUUGUAUAAUGAUACAAAACAAGGAAAAUUUUGUUUUAUAGUUCUGUUUAAAGUAUGUAUUACUGGAUGUGAUUAACAGUAUUACUUGAAAGUUUACAAUAUACAGUUGCACCAGUCAGUUACAUUACAAAGGAUAGGUAAUUACUGAGGGUGCACCAGGGAAUAUGUUGUCUUUCUUUUUGAGGUCUACAGUAGCUAAGUAACAAUAGUACAUACUUCAGUUUUCUGUUUAGUGUGAAGUUAGGUCACAUGCUGUUGCCAAGUCACUCUGCAGGCCAUGACUCUAUAAUUGGAAUGUUCAAUGAGAGAAUGAUUUCCAAGUUUCUGUCGCAAUUGAGUAAAAAUCUCUCUGUAUCAUGCCUAUUUAUUCUGCAGGGUAAACUUUAUAUUUUAUAAGAAAUAUGGGUUUGCCGAUAAUUUCUUGGUGUAUAUCUGCUUUAGGUGCUAUUACAAAAUCAAGUGAGUAAAAAACUGUGGCUUCACAAUCUCUGGAGAAUUUUAUUUAAAACAAUGCUUUUUUUCCUCUUGUCUCAGCUAUUUUUAUGUUUAUAGCUUUGCAACUUCUUACAUUGGUUUGGUUUUUCCAUCCUUCUGCAUUGUUCAUUCUUCUGAAUGCUAAUGACAGAUAGUAUUUCAUAUCGCAUUUCAUGAUGGUUUGAGUUCUAGGAUGUAUGUAAAAUAUUAAACCAGAAAUUGUAAGUUUUACUUGUGUUUAGACCUUGCAGGUACAAGGAUAGUAACUAGAGGAAGUAAAUAGAAGUGUGUUGGUGUAAUUAAAAAAAGUGUGCAAAUAAGAUUUAGGAUAAAAUGCCUCUCUUGUUUUACAACCAGUUUCUUGUCUCCAUCUUCAAUAUGCUUCCCAGACAAUUGUAAAACUACUGUAAUAGGUAUUUACUUAAGAAAUUUCAUAUGCAAUUGUAUAGUGCAGAGCUUAACAUCAAGGAUUGAAAAUGUUUAAGAUAUUUAAGAGGAACUGUAAUCGAAUGGUCACCCAUUUAGCUAUACUAACUACCAAUAUAGAAAUGAAUGGUACCUGUGGUCUGUUAGAGGCUCAUGUUAAACUUCUGUUGUCUACUUCAACAAUGACAUUUUCUAAGGCUAAAUUGCUGUUUAGAAUGUAAACAUGGUCUUUUUUGCUGAGGAAGUUUUAUUUUGUAUUUUUCAUGCAAAUCCAUCACUCAUAUGAAGACAGCAAAUGCAGGCUGUGUAAUAGUGAUGAGUUUGUGAUGAAGCGAUUGCAAUUCAGUGGUGUUAUAAUUUUUUUCCUACACUUUUUAGCCAUUACAGUUUGAUAUUUUCCUUAUUCUUAAUUUAUCACUGUAAGCUUAGAAAUGUAAAUUAUUUGAUACUGAUACAAACUAUUCCAAAUACUCAGAAGACUAAAUUUCAGAGAUGUUGAAUAUAACAUAUGAAAUUGUAAAUAUUUCUUUGUUAAGAAGGUGGCUCUCUCUCUCUCUCUCUCUCUCUCUCUCUCUCUCUCUCUCUCUCUCUCUCUCUCUCUCUCUCUCUCUCUCUC
Macrobrachium nipponense is the source of this 11553-nucleotide messenger RNA. RefSeq names its product phosphatidylinositol 4-kinase alpha-like (gene Pi4KIIIalpha). Bases 23 to 6391 code for a protein of 2122 amino acids. The record is from RefSeq and is a predicted model, not a curated record. Gene Ontology annotation, biological process: phosphatidylinositol phosphate biosynthetic process; phosphatidylinositol-mediated signaling. Gene Ontology annotation, molecular function: 1-phosphatidylinositol 4-kinase activity. Lineage: Eukaryota; Metazoa; Arthropoda; Malacostraca; Decapoda; Palaemonidae. The transcript is spliced from 39 exons. Gene Ontology annotation, cellular component: plasma membrane; cytoplasm.